Molecule: messenger RNA, 953 nt
Organism: Carica papaya (papaya)
Lineage: Eukaryota; Viridiplantae; Streptophyta; Magnoliopsida; Brassicales; Caricaceae
Source: RefSeq, a predicted model, not a curated record
GCUGUGAAUGUCAUAUCUGCAGUACAGUCUGUAUGGAUGUGAAUGAAUUUUUCAUGAUUGUGGACUGUUUGGCGGACUUGUGGUUUGUUUAAGAUAUGGCAUACUUGAAUGGUUACAUGUGAUAUCUGCUAUUAUUAAUUAAUUUUGCUUUCUUACUGAAGGAUACAUAUGUGAUCUUAUUGAAAUGCUUUCCUUCUCUGCAGAUUUAUGCAAGCGAAGAAAGGAACCAGCAUUCAGGAGCCUUAGUCUUUUUAGUCGGGCAGAUUCUCUCCAGUGUUCCUUUCCUGUUUCUUAUCUCCAUAUCAUCGAGUCUCGUGUUCUACUUUUUAGUAGGAUUACAAGAUCAUUUCAGCCUGUUAAUGUACUUUGUGCUGAAUUUCUUCAUGUGCCUUUUGGUAAAUGAAGGUCUGAUACUCGUCAUUGCUUCUUUCUGGCAAGAUGUUUAUCGAAGCAUCUUGACUCUCAUAUCCGUCCAUGUGAUAAUGAUGCUCUCGGCAGGUUAUUUCAGAAUCCGAAGUACUUUGCUGAACCAGUGUGGAAGUACCCAUUAUCUUACAUUGCAUUCCAUACCUUACUCCAUCCAGGGGCUUUUGGAGAAUGAAUUUCUAGGAACUUCCUUUGCAGUAGGACAAGUGAGGACCAUAUCUGGUUUUCAGGCUAUAAGGAGUGCUUAUGACAUCUCUCCUGACAGUAAUUCCAAGUGGGAGAAUUUACUUGUGUUGUUUCUCAUGGCAGUUGGGUACCGAAUCCUCGUGUUUCCUUUGCUACAUUUUCGUGUAAAGAAUCAUUUAUCAAUACAUAGGCUUCGCUGUUGUAAUCACGAGCGUGAAUGAAAGUAAAACUGUUACUAUUUUCUUUGGAGUUUCAAUUGUAUAAUAUCUUCUGCUAUAGCCUUUAGCUCGUUGAAAUGAAAUCAGAAAUAGGAGCGCACAAAUUUUUAGACCAUUGAUUAA